Messenger RNA from Megalobrama amblycephala (Wuchang bream), 1177 nucleotides. Its product is annotated as abl interactor 2-like. Gene Ontology annotation, cellular component: Rvs161p-Rvs167p complex; mating projection tip; actin cortical patch. Gene Ontology annotation, molecular function: protein binding; lipid binding. The transcript has 2 exons. The coding region runs from base 154 to 381 and encodes 75 amino acids. NCBI's taxonomy places the organism in Eukaryota, Metazoa, Chordata, Actinopteri, Cypriniformes, Xenocyprididae. Gene Ontology annotation, biological process: plasma membrane tubulation; endocytosis; actin cortical patch localization. The record is from RefSeq and is a predicted model, not a curated record.
UCAGAACUCACACACUUUGCUUGUGCAUUAAAGGUGCAUUUGCUCUAGUGUUGUCUAUAUGUGUUAACAUUGUGUGUCCAUGUACAUUUAGACCUUGAGAUUCCAGCACCGCCCCCAUCACCACCAGUAGAUGGCUUUGACAACUAUGAGGAAAUGCCCCCUUUACCUCCCCCUAUUGAUUACGACAUAUCUGCACCAGUUGACUAUUUGGAGAAAGUGGUGGCACUAUAUAACUACGAGGCAGGCAAGCCAGGUGACCUGAUCUUUCAGGAGGGGGACAUCAUCUACCUCACCAGCAGGAAUAAAGAUGGCUGGUGUGAGGGCGUUCUGAAUGGAGUAAAGGGUUAUUUUCCUGGCAACUAUGUGGAGUCCACUGCUUAACUGGCCAUAAGAAUCCAGAAUGUCAGUGAACCAACUAUUUGAAACCACCAAAGUGAAGGCACUUUGUAUUCGCAUUUUAUAAAAUGAAACAGUGCAACGACUGGCUGAAGUUUUAAAACAUUCCAACUAACAUGCUGACUGAUGUUUCCAGCAGAGAGGAGUUUGUGUGGACAUGAAAAGCCACUCUUAUUUUAAAGUUUAUUUUGGUCUUAAAUAAUGAUAAUGAUAAUGGAUCUCUCAGGACUUUAAGUUAUAAUCUAAAUGUACAAUAUAUAAAGAAACAUUUUUGUACAUUUAGCUGUAUUUGAUAAGUUCACAAAGCAGAUAGUGGGUGGUAUUUGUUUAAAUUAUGUUGAGCAAAUAAUGAAAUAAUAUAUUUGUGUAAUAUAAUAUAGUUUUCUAAUUGUAAACCUUUAUUACUCAUAAAUUGAUAACAUUUUAUUGAUUCCCUAGCAAAUGAGUAGCAGUAUUUUCCCAAACUUUUUUCACCCUAGUAAGUGACUGAAAUCUGUUAAUAUACAAAAUUCAGUCACAAUUUCUUGAUUCCAAGUAGGCAUUUAGAGUCUAUAGAAGUAAUAAACUGUUGACAUUGAUGUCUGGGAAUAAAGUUUUUAUUUGUUUCAUGUCAAUUAUUACUAUCCACUCAUUAUACAAAGAUCUUUUGAUAUGUUCAUUAAUGAUGAUGAUCUGACUCAUAUGCACCAGUAGCCUUAUUAUUUAAAUUUUUUGUUCUCCUUUAGACUGUUACUCAUGUUCAUGAAAGAUAUUAAACCAUCCAUAGUUUCUUUAAACUAAA